Messenger RNA from Mangifera indica (mango), 890 nucleotides. RefSeq names its product ubiquitin-conjugating enzyme E2 2-like. The record is from RefSeq and is a predicted model, not a curated record. Bases 182 to 640 code for a protein of 152 amino acids. Lineage: Eukaryota; Viridiplantae; Streptophyta; Magnoliopsida; Sapindales; Anacardiaceae. The transcript has 5 exons.
AUGGGAAUGCAUGAAUAGCUUUAGAAACUUUAGCUUGAAAGAAAGUUACUUUUACUGGCUGGAGGGGCGGCAAUCCUCCUGUAAAUACCCACCUCUUUUCACGUAAUAGACACAGGUUUUGCAGAGAAUUGCUCAGAUCUCUCUUCUGGAACCUUCUUUUUUCUCAGAGAGGCCAUCUGCCAUGUCCACAACUGCAAGGAGGAGGCUGAUGAGAGACGUCCAGCUGCUCCAAACGGAUCCAUCUGCAGGUGUUAGUGGGGGCCCUCAAGACAACAACAUCAUGCUCUGGAAUGCGGUCAUUUUAGGGCCUCAUGAUACACCGUGGAAUGGAGGUACGUUCAAGUUGACUCUGCAAUUUACUGAGGAUUAUCCACAUGAACCCCCAGCAGUUCGGUUUGUCUCGCGGAUGUUUCAUCCAAAUAUCCAUGCAGACGGAAGCAUUUGCUUAGAUAUUUUACAAAAUCAAUGGAGUCCUGUAUACAGUGUUGCUGCUGUUCUGACAUCGAUCCAGUCACUGCUUGGUGAUCCAAAUCCAUACUCUCCUGCAAACUGGGAAGCGGCUCACAUGUUUGCUGAGAACAGGCCAGAAUAUAACCGAAGAGUGCGUGAGAUAGUGGAGCAGAGCUCUACUGCUGACUAAGUGCUAAAUGAAAUCACCAGGAUGAUUUGAUUUCUGGCUUCUGGAUUGUGUAGUUUGGAUCUUUAGCCCUGCAAAUGUUACCACGUUUCGAACUUGGUGACGGUACCGAGAGAAUGAUGGUUUGUAUCAAGUAAAAGGCAGAUGAUUUGUAUCUUUUUUCUUUUGCACUGAAAGGUAUCCUAUUAAGAGUAAUGUUAUGUGUGUGUGUUUGUGAAUGCACAAUUAGGUAUAUAAAUGAUAUAUUAUUAUA